Messenger RNA from Suillus subalutaceus, 687 nucleotides. RefSeq lists its product as uncharacterized. Bases 1 to 687 code for a protein of 228 amino acids. Lineage: Eukaryota; Fungi; Basidiomycota; Agaricomycetes; Boletales; Suillaceae. The record is from RefSeq and is a predicted model, not a curated record. The transcript has 4 exons.
AUGGCCGACAAGCGACAGCGCAAGCCUACCAAGAAGGUGUGCGAGUUCUUCUCAAAUGUCAAAAAGAUCAUCAAGCGAAAAGCAAGUCAAGAGCUCACCUCUGGAAAGUCUGGGAAACGUCCCACAGCUGUGGUGUCAGAUGCCAAAGACUCGGACUCUCCUUCAAUAGUUCCUAUGGAAGAAGAAGCUCUUCAUAGCGAUGAAGAUGUUGUGGAGGUCGUUCCUGAAGACGAGGAUGAAAGCUCGGAUAGUGAACUCGAGCGCUUGAAAAAAGAAUGGAACUCACCUAUUUAUGCAUUCUACCACCCGGUCCCGGACAUUGGUUAUCACGAAGGCCGCCGCUACCAUGAAUUCAAGUGCGCGGCUACGAGCUGCAAGAAAGGGGUGCGCCAUUACCUCAAUAAGAAGGACGCAAAGUCCACGAGUAACAUGCGGAAGCAUGCAAAGUUGUGCUGGGGCAAAGAGACCGUUAACAUGGCCGAUGAAACAAAGAAUGCUAAUGAGGCACAUACCAUAAUCUCCGGGGCAAAAAAUGGGUCUAUCAUGGCAUCAUUCGAACGCAAGGAGAAAGGCAAGGUCAUAUAUUCACACCGGCAACACACAAGAACCGAAACAAAGUUAAUGAUGGCAACAGAGCUGAGAUUGUCCGAUGGGUACCUGAGAGCCUGCGACCAUUCACCAUUGUAA